Molecule: messenger RNA, 374 nt
Organism: Cantharellus anzutake
Lineage: Eukaryota; Fungi; Basidiomycota; Agaricomycetes; Cantharellales; Hydnaceae
Exons: 2
Source: RefSeq, a predicted model, not a curated record
UGGAUUAGCCAAAAUGGUAUAUGUUUGAGGCUGCCAUUUCAAAUUAGCCCAUCCAACUUCCCGCCUACGAAGACUCGUAAGUUUCUCUGCCAUAGAGAGAUGAUCUGGAUCUGGGGUUCCAUCAGAUCAACAUUCAGUAUUAGUCUCUGCAUAUACAUCACCCGCAGUGCUACCGGCAAGAAGGUAAGUUUCGCGCUCGAUGUUAUACUGGAGAACCAACGACCCCUCGAUGACAUAGAGAAAGGCUUUAGUUGCCUACGAACCGAACUGCUUCUAACUAAAACUCGCCUGUUUGCACCUCAUGAGAUCAUUCAAAGAAAGGUGCUUCAAAAUGUUAACCAAAACCUCCGCCGGGAGAGCCGUAAUAAUGAGUC